UGCAGGCCUGAGUGUUCCUUCCAGCAUGUCGGAGGGGGAGUCCCAGACAGUACUCAGCAGUGGCUCAGACCCAAAGGUAGAAUCCUCAUCUUCAGCUCCUGGCCUGACAUCAGUGUCACCUCCUGUGACCUCCACAACCUCAGCUGCUUCCCCAGAGGAAGAAGAAGAAAGUGAAGAUGAGUCUGAGAUUUUGGAAGAGUCGCCCUGUGGGCGCUGGCAGAAGAGGCGAGAAGAGGUGAAUCAACGGAAUGUACCAGGUAUUGACAGUGCAUACCUGGCCAUGGAUACAGAGGAAGGUGUAGAGGUUGUGUGGAAUGAGGUACAGUUCUCUGAGCGCAAGAACUACAAGCUGCAGGAGGAAAAGGUUCGUGCUGUGUUUGAUAAUCUGAUUCAAUUGGAGCAUCUUAACAUUGUUAAGUUUCACAAAUAUUGGGCUGACAUUAAAGAGAACAAGGCCAGGGUCAUUUUUAUCACAGAAUACAUGUCAUCUGGCAGUCUGAAGCAAUUUCUGAAGAAGACCAAAAAGAACCACAAGACCAUGAAUGAAAAGGCAUGGAAGCGCUGGUGCACACAAAUCCUCUCUGCCCUAAGCUACCUGCACUCCUGUGACCCCCCCAUCAUCCAUGGGAACCUGACCUGUGACACCAUCUUCAUCCAGCACAACGGACUCAUCAAGAUUGGCUCUGUGGCUCCUGACACUAUCAACAAUCAUGUGAAGACUUGUCGAGAAGAGCAGAAGAAUCUACACUUCUUUGCACCAGAGUAUGGAGAAGUCACUAAUGUGACAACAGCAGUGGACAUCUACUCCUUCGGCAUGUGUGCACUGGAGAUGGCAGUGCUGGAGAUUCAGGGCAAUGGGGAGUCCUCAUAUGUGCCACAGGAAGCCAUCAGCAGUGCCAUCCAGCUUCUAGAAGACCCAUUACAGAGGGAAUUCAUUCAAAAGUGCCUGCAGUCUGAACCUGCUCGCAGACCAACAGCCAGAGAACUUCUGUUCCACCCAGCAUUGUUUGAAGUGCCCUCGCUCAAACUCCUUGCUGCCCACUGCAUUGUGGGACACCAACACAUGAUCCCAGAGAACGCUCUGGAGGAGAUUACCAAAAACAUGGAUACCAGUGCUGUACUGGCUGAAAUCCCUGCAGGACCAGGAAGAGAACCAGUUCAGACUUUGUACUCUCAGUCACCAGCUCUGGAAUUAGAUAAAUUCCUUGAAGAUGUCAGGAAUGGGAUCUAUCCUCUGACAGCCUUUGGACUGCCUCGGCCCCAGCAGCCACAGCAGGAGGAGGUGACAUCACCUGUUGUGCCUCCCUCUGUCAAGACUCCGACACCUGAACCAGCUGAGGUGGAGACUCGCAAGGUGGUGCUGAUGCAGUGCAACAUUGAGUCGGUGGAGGAGGGGGUCAAACACCAUCUGACGCUUCUGCUGAAGCUGGAGGACAAACUGAACCGGCACCUGAGCUGUGACCUGAUGCCAAAUGAGAACAUCCCCGAGUUGGCAGCUGAGCUGGUGCAGCUGGGCUUCAUUAGUGAGGCUGACCAAAGCCGGCUGACUUCUCUGCUAGAAGAGACCUUGAACAAGUUCAAUUUUGCCAGGAACAGUACCCUCAACUCAGCCGCUGUCACCGUCUCCUCUUAGAGCUCACUCGAGCCAGGCCCUGAUCUGCGCUGUGGCUGUCCCUGGACGUGCUGCAGCCCUCCUAUCCCUUCCCCCCAGUCAGUAUUACCCUGUGAAGCCCCUUCCUUCCUUUAUUAUUCAGGAGGGCUGGGGGGGCUCCCUGGUUCUGAGCAUCAUCCUCCCCCUCCCCUUUCUUCCUCCCCUCUGCACUUUGUUUACUUGUUUUGCACAGACGUGGGCCUGGGCCUUCUCAGCAGCCGCCUUCUAGUUGGGGGCUAGUCGCUGAUCUGCCGGCUCCCGCCCAGCCUGUGUGGAAAGAAGGCCCACGGGCACUAGGGGAGCCGAAUUCUACAAUCCCGCUGGGGCGGCCGGGGCGGGAGAGAAAGGUGGUGCUGCAGUGGUGGCCCUGGGGGGCCAUUCGAUUCGCCUCAGUUGCUGCUGUAAUAAAAGUCUACUUUUUGCUAAAA
Messenger RNA from Mandrillus leucophaeus (drill), 2079 nucleotides. It is a transcript of the gene NRBP1, whose product is annotated as nuclear receptor binding protein 1. Bases 26 to 1633 code for a protein of 535 amino acids. The transcript is spliced from 17 exons. The record is from RefSeq and is a predicted model, not a curated record. Gene Ontology annotation, biological process: intracellular signal transduction; protein phosphorylation; endoplasmic reticulum to Golgi vesicle-mediated transport. Gene Ontology annotation, cellular component: endomembrane system; cytoplasm. NCBI's taxonomy places the organism in Eukaryota, Metazoa, Chordata, Mammalia, Primates, Cercopithecidae. Gene Ontology annotation, molecular function: ATP binding; protein kinase activity.